AUGGCGCCUGUGGAAGUCGCUGCGGUGCGCGUGUACAAGAGGCUGAUCGACUGGCUCUUGGACCGCGCGGCGCAGGCCAAACCCGACGGUCAGAUCGAACCUCCGUUGACCGAAGCAACGCUGGGCGACUCGAUCUGGAAAGUCCCCGAGGAAGACCAGCAUGCAGUGCAGCAUCUCCAGCCGCAGACUCGAUUCGCGGCCGUCGAAAUCGCCUUCCGAGAGAAGUUUUAUCACCUUCUGGCUUCCACCUCGAUUCAUGACCCUUCUUUCAUUCAUAUCUGGAAUUUACUCGACAUCAUCUCCAUCUUCUCCGACAAUGAACAAUGCGAACCUGGCCUGAUUUUCUGGCUCACCGAAGAACUGCUGGACAGUCAAACGAUAGACAAAUGUCGCCCGGUCUUUGAAUAUCUGGAGUCGCGCCGCGAGCGCAAUAUCAAGAAACAUUUCAAGCAGAAAAGCCUGGUCAUUCUCAGAUUCUGCAACGAACUCCUCCGUCGAUUGUCACGCGCUGAAGAUACCGUUUUCUGUGGGCGAGUCUUCAUCUUCCUUUUCCAGAGCUUCCCGCUUGGCGAUAAGAGUUCCGUCAACCUACGGGGCGAGUUCCACACCGAAAAUGUCACUACAUUCGACGAGCCUACUAAACCGGCUGUCGAAAAUGACGAUGCAGAUACCACAAUGACCGAGGGCAAUGAGGAUUCUACCACUGAAGGCCAAGCAGAGGAAGCAUCUACACCUCAGAACCGUGAUGCUGGUUCUACCCCUGCGGGCAAGCCUCAAAUCCCCAAGGUCGUCGUGUCUAGGAGAAAGGAUGAGAAAUCGGAGAAACCGGUUGACCUGGAUACGCUUUACCCCAUGUUCUGGAGCCUCCAAGCCUAUUUCUCCUCGCCAACCAAGACGUUCGACCCGGAGCAUUUUGAAUCAUUCAAGACCUAUCUGGAAGCCACCCUAUCAGCUUUCAAAAAAAUGAGGCCCGACCUCGAUACUCAAACCUCACAACGGUCCUCCGAGGAGGCUCGCAACUCGCACAAGCGGAAGCGCGAGGCAGAGGAGGGUGAGGUCGAAUCCAGCUUCAACCCGAAGUAUCUUACGAGCCGGGAGCUUUUCGACCUGGAAAUCAAUGACAUGGCCUUCCGACGACACGUCCUGGUCCAGGCCCUCAUUCUUCUUGACUUUAUGCUGUCUUUGACACCCGACGCAAAAACACGAUUCGCCAAUCUCACCAACAAGUCCGUCCUUUACGGCUUUGUGCUGAGCGAACACGAUGCGAAAUGGGCGGCAGGCAUGCGAAACAAGAUUGAACAGUAUUUGCGAGAUGGGACCAGCAUGAGUGGAAACUUCUACUAUCGCAUGGUCGCCACCGUUCUAUCCCGGGACAAGAACUGGUCGCAAUGGAAGGCUGAAGGUUGCCCUCCGAUUGAAAAACCAGCCGUUGCAGCGACAGAAGAAGUAGAAGCCCGUGCAAAUAUCAACAAGGCUUAUCCCAACAAGAAAAUCCGUUCAACGCCGAUGGGCUCACUGGAUCUUACAUUCCUCUCGGACGCUCAAGCCUUGGCCAACACCGAACGACUCAAGGAAACAGAACGAUACUCGGUCCCUACUGCCGAUAGUGUCAUGAUGAGCAUGCUGGACGAUGACAUGGACAUUGAUAUGGCUCAGUCGCAAGAGGAGAAGGAAGCUGCGUUGAAAUCGAAGGCUAGCAAGACGUGGCGCAUGCUUCGUUUGACGGUGAAGAACAAAUUCGCCGCAUUCAACAAAAUCGACGACGGGAAGAACCUGAAUGCUCUGUUUGAAAGAACCGGGGAGGCCAAUGAGCCGGCAGAGGCCACGGCCAACGAGCCUGAGCCUACUGAGCCAACUGAGCCUGCUAAGCAUUCUGAGCCCGCCGAGCACACCGAGUCUCCUAAGUCAACCGAUGAUACCCAACCUGCCGAGGAGGCCGGAGCCACCGAGCCCACAGAAAAGACCCUAGAAACCCCGGAGGAUACUGUCGAUGCAGGAGAGAAAAAUGUACCUGCAGAGGACCAGUCUGCAGAGGAUAAACCUGCGGAAGAGGCAGAGACUCCGAACCCAUGA
Penicillium argentinense is the source of this 2073-nucleotide messenger RNA. Its product is annotated as THO complex subunit THO1/HPR1. Gene Ontology annotation, cellular component: THO complex part of transcription export complex. The record is from RefSeq and is a predicted model, not a curated record. Gene Ontology annotation, biological process: mRNA export from nucleus; regulation of DNA-templated transcription elongation. NCBI's taxonomy places the organism in Eukaryota, Fungi, Ascomycota, Eurotiomycetes, Eurotiales, Aspergillaceae. Bases 1 to 2073 code for a protein of 690 amino acids. The transcript has 4 exons.